This is a messenger RNA of Aspergillus terreus NIH2624, 1137 nucleotides long. RefSeq lists its product as uncharacterized. The record is from RefSeq and is a predicted model, not a curated record. Lineage: Eukaryota; Fungi; Ascomycota; Eurotiomycetes; Eurotiales; Aspergillaceae. The coding region runs from base 1 to 1137 and encodes 378 amino acids. The transcript has 3 exons.
AUGGGGUUGGACUUCCCCAAGUCUCGCGGCGACUGGAAAUUUGAUCUCGUUGGGCUUCUUGCUAUUAUUGGGGAGUCGAUUAUUGAUGAGAUCGUUCAACCUCUGACUGCUUCACGUACGAUUUUACUCCCACGGCUGCUACCAGCGCCCCAUGCGUUAAUUCGACCUUCUCGCCGAGCAGUCCUUCCGUCUACCGAUGUUACUGUGGUUGGAAUCUACUCGGGGAUCCACUUACAGAGUGUUCCCUAUUUUCCUAGCAUGCUCCACCAGUUUGACCUGAUUCGACCUUACGAAUUCCAGGAAAUAACGAUCGAGUUCAUUGCCGACGAAGAAGAAGGCCCCCUUAGAAAACACAAUCAAUUGGCAACAGUACGAACCUUCGCGCCUUUGAAGUUGAUCACGAUAGGCAGUUCUCUUUGGACGGCUGGCAUUCUGAUCUGGGCGAUUAUCCUUCAUGAUGGGCCCGCAGUCGUUGCAAUUGUUUUGGUGUCUCUUGCCAGCAGUUUCCACAGUGCGGCAUCAUUUUGGCGGUCCUAUGUGGCAAGAAGGCACACCCCCUUCAGGGAAGGGGUUCCCGGAGAUCUCGCUCUUCGAACUCGUGAAGGGGCUCUUAUCUUGGUCCAUUGCGACGAAGAAGUGGCGAGGUUACUAUAUUCAGGCGAAGCAAGAUGCACCUAUGUGGCAGGGGCGACAACAUAUCGGAUUCUAAUCUAUGCGGGCACGCUAUUUUUAAUGAUGGGCAUUGUCUUGAUGUCCAACUGCUCCUGGUCCAUGCAGGUCACUUUGGGUGCUUCGUACUUGGCAUUGAACGUGGCAUAUAUGUUCUGCGCUUUAACUCCUGAAGUCAGUCGCGGGUGGCAUUGGGAUCUGCGGUGGGUCAAGGUAGUAAGGAGUUCUACCGUUGAGGCUGCUAACUACACCGAUGCCAUUUGGCAUGCCAUUCGGACCACCAAAUCAGUCGAUUGGAUUAAAAAAGCCAACUUUGUUCCCGCGACGCCAAAUUGGGAUGGGUGGCUUAAUCAAGCAAAGGAGAAUUGUAAUAAUCCGAACUGGGAUGCCAUCAUCGAAACCGAUUAUAAGGGUGUCCUGCAGUCAGACACUGACUACACGCAGCGCAGCUUUGUUAAGACAAUUUAA